Molecule: messenger RNA, 2385 nt
Organism: Postia placenta MAD-698-R-SB12
Lineage: Eukaryota; Fungi; Basidiomycota; Agaricomycetes; Polyporales; Adustoporiaceae
Exons: 4
Coding region: 1-2385 (794 amino acids)
Source: RefSeq, a predicted model, not a curated record
AUGGACCAGAGUGCUUCUAUCAUUGCUGCUUUAAAUGCAGGAAAGCUGCCCAGCUCUCAGCAGGCCGGCGCGGCCUUUGAUUUGAUUCUUGACUCUAAUAUUCUCAAUGCUGAGCCCUCUGCGGACGGAGGCGAGCUCAGUGCCCAAGGCAAGGUCCUGCAGAAGGACUUGCGCGAUGUUCUAUCUGCUUACAAGCAGCUCGGCCAGAGCAAGAACGGCGAUGACCUCGUUCAAGAGUCGCUAUGGCGUCUCUCCGAAGUCGACGUUUCCUCGACAUCGACGCAGGCCCCUAUAGACAUCGACUCUGAACAAGCUCGGCAAGACUCGCAAGCCGUCGCGCGUGCUGUGCGAACUGUUGCUUCCCUCGUCUGGGAGAACCUCUCUCAGGAGGGCCGCUCUGUCUUCCACGACUUCGCCUCCUUCAUGCGACUCGCGCUUGCAGACGCCGCCGACUACGUUGCUCAUGGUGCAGAGGCUACUGCCGAGUCACUUCGACAGCUUGAUACGGAGGUCCAGGAAGGUCAGAGGAACGACCUUGGUGUCAGAAAGCGCAAGGCCGAGGACGAGGACGUGGACACGAAGGUGAAAUUUGAGAGAACCAUGGACAAGACUAAGGAUGUCGGCUCCAAGACCAUUGGAGCUGGCCAGGCUGCCCUUGCCACGGCGCAGGAAACAGCUGACCGCACGUCCUCGCGUCUCCAGGAUACAUUCUAUACAGUCUGCGAUCGCGCCCAGGACGACGAACAGUACCACUCGGCGAUUAACACCAUCUUCGACCUCGCACACAAAUGGGUGCAUCGCUCACUCGAUACAGUGGGCGAUAUCAACCGCGCAACUUCUCUUGACGAUUUCAUUGACGACCCGACCCCCGAAAAACACCUCAUCACGGCCAUCCGUGGCCUACGCACCGUCUUGGAACGCCUUGCGGGUGGGAAGUCGCUCGACGAUGUGUUUGGCGCCUUGCGCGUCUGUGGCGUCGACAUUCAGCAGGAUGAGGAGCUUCGCCAGUGGUCGGACGACUUCCUCGCGCACCUUCGCAAGUCUGUCGACGAGCGUGGCUAUGUCCGCUCCGAGGAGGCGAAGCAGAAGAGCAAGGAGCUGCGGGAACAGUGGAAGAAGAUCGUUGAUUCAGACACGGAACAGGGUCGCAAGUGGAAGAAGGACAUUGGCAAGCUCAAGGAGGAGUAUGCCACAUUCCAGCGAGCGAUGGAUCGGGACGAGGAACUGAGGAACGUGCGCCGCGCUCACACGAAGCUUGGCGGCGACUUGGAGGAGACCCUCCUCGUGGCAGGCAGCUCCGGGCUCCAGGCCACGAUGGACAAGGCCCCGUGGUUCUGGCAGGACCUGUUCAAUGUAUACCUGCCAAAAGCCGUGGGCGCUUUCAAAGAUAUCCCAAUCCCAAGAACCGAGUACAGAGAUAACGAUGUCGAGUUCGUGCUAGAGGACCUCGACAUCUCGUCCUUUAACCUUUUGCCAGGGCACGCAUACAUCCGCAAUAUCACCGAUAUCGACAUCAAGGCACCGUCUGCUGGACAGGCAGAUACCGCGGUCGGCGCGCUUACCCGGGUGUAUAUCCAGGCUCUGCAACUGGCCCUCCGCGAGGUGUCGUUCUACUACAAGGACAAGACAGCAUCCGUAGGCCCUGCUGAAUUCACAGGCUUGCUCGAGUUCACGCUUCCGCCGCAAGGAAUCGACGUUGACGUCGUCGUGCGCACGAUUCCGAACUCUCCAGAAGGGCUGAAGGAACGUGCGCGCCGAAGCCGGUUCCUGGAAAUACAGCGCGUUGACGUCCAUGUGUCGGAGGAUGUGGACCUGACGAUCCGCGAGUCGAACCACCCGAUUCUCGUGUCCGUGUUCAAGCCGGUCAUGCUCUCGCGCUUCCGCGAAGCGCUCCGGACACUUCUCGAGCAGCAGGUCCGUAGCGCUCUUGACUGGCUCGACGCGCUCGCAUGGGACGUUGGGCGACGCGCCGAGGUAUUCGGCGACGCUGGGCUUGGGCGCGGUGCGAGCCUCGUCGCGGGCUUAUGGAGCGAGCUGGGACACCUGCAGAAGGGCGAGGGUGGGCUGUUCUCGGGAUGGACGGCGACAGGUACUGGUGUGUUCAAGAGCGACCAGGAGGGUACGCAAUUUGCAAUGGGCGCGGAGCCUCAAGUGCUAUUGGGCGAGAAGCGCGGCCCCAAAGGAACGCUGUCAGACUCGAUUGCAGAGCGGUACGAUGUGGACGCGGAGAUGGAGGACGCGCGGGGCAUCGUUGAAGAGGCAGGGAAGAGCGCAAAAGCGGGCGUGCGAAAGGCGAAGUCGUUCAAGGAUAGCGUGAGCGCAAAAGCGGAGGAAGAGAAAGCGCGAGAGGGAUGGCAGAGCCCGGCGUUUGACAUUUCGGCGUGA